Solea senegalensis (Senegalese sole) is the source of this 1672-nucleotide messenger RNA. It is a transcript of the gene hnrnpca, whose product is annotated as heterogeneous nuclear ribonucleoprotein C. The record is from RefSeq and is a predicted model, not a curated record. Gene Ontology annotation, cellular component: nucleus. The transcript has 9 exons. Bases 248 to 1186 code for a protein of 312 amino acids. Lineage: Eukaryota; Metazoa; Chordata; Actinopteri; Pleuronectiformes; Soleidae. Gene Ontology annotation, molecular function: RNA binding.
CAGUAGCGCUGCGUUAGCUCGGUGGCUACAAGAAAGCUAGCUUGCUGUUCAGGGGGGCGAAACGCCGGCGCUCCAAAAGGACGACCUAUUUAACGAAUUGAAAGAUUUUACCGAAAGCAAGACAUUUUACUCUUAAAGGUCGUGUAUAAAUCUCGAGGGGCGAAGGUGAAGGUCGAGACACCAGCCCAAACUGAACCCAGCCACAGAGUCAAACAUCAGACAGACGACAGCCCUGCACACAGACGCUAUGGAUCGUUCACCCACCACCUCCAGCCUGAUGGCCAGCAGCAACGUCACCAACAAGACGGACCCACGCUCCCUCAACUCACGGGUUUUCAUUGGCAACCUCAACACUCUGCUGGUGACCAAAGGAGACGUCGAGGCCAUCUUCUCCAAGUAUGGCAAGAUCGUCGGCUGCUCCGUCCACAAGGGCUACGCAUUUGUUCAAUACUCCAACGAGAGGAACGCUCGGGCUGCUGUCGCGGGAGAAGAUGGCAGGAUGAUUGUUGGACAAGUGCUUGACAUCAACCUGGCUGGGGAACCCAAACCACACAGGUCAAAAACUACCAAGCGUUCUGCUGGAGACAUGUACAGCAGUUCUUCGUUCGACCUCGACUACGACUUUCAAAGAGAUUAUUACGACAGAAUGUACUCCUACCCGUCCCGCGUCCCUGCUCCCCCUCCCCCCUUGUCACGGGCUGUGAUCCCGUCCAAACGCCCACGGGUCAGCCUCAGUGGAGGGAGCAGUCGGCGAACCAAGAGCAGCAGCUUCUCUUCCUCCAAGAGCAGUCAGAGAACAUCUUCAUCCAGAACGAUGAAAGUGGACGAGUUACAGACCAUCAAGCGCGAAUUGACCCAAAUCAAAAGCAAAGUGGACGACCUGUUGGGCAGCCUGGAGCGCAUGGAGAAGGACCACAGCAAGAAGUCUGUUAAGAGCUUAAAAACCGAGCCAGGAGAGGUGACUUCACCACCUCACACGAGCAAUAAGAAGGAAGACAUGCUAAAGAGAGAGAGGGAGUGCCAAGAUAUAAACGACUCAGAGGACGACGAGGAGGAGGAAGAAGAGGGAGACCUGCUCGAGGACGAGGUAAAGAGUCAAGAGGAAGAGGAGGAAGAGGAGGAGGAAGGCGAGCACGUGGAAGGUGACGAUGAUGGCGACAGUGUCAACGGCGAAGAGGACUCGUAGGCUCGGCACGCACACACAUUCGCGAGGCAUUUGCAGCUUCCAGUAGGAACUCGGACUCGCGUUGUAGAUACAAAAGGCAAACACACGCAUGGUGCACACAUGUUGUCCCAUUUGUUCCUAAGGCUGAUUUUCUUCCCCCCCAUGCUUUGUUACUUCUGCCAGUUGCCAGUGUCACCACAGGAAUGGUUAGCUGUAGGUUUUGGUUUGAGUUUUUACGGAGUCAUGACCCGUCGUCAGGAGAAGACAGAAACAUGGACUGUUAAUGUUCUCAGAGACGACAGCUCGACGGACAUGUCCUAACGCAAAAUCCCGGAAAUUCAGCAACAGAAGUACACAUUUUUAGGUUCAGUGUGUUUUGUUCUGUAUUUUUUCCUCAUCAGCGAGUUUGACCUUGUGUGUCUGUAUGUCAAUGUCUGUUUUUUUUAUACUGUUUAGUUUGCGUUUAACUGUUAAGAAAUAAAUUGCAAUAAAAAUAUUAAAGUUGGA